Molecule: messenger RNA, 1146 nt
Organism: Triticum urartu
Lineage: Eukaryota; Viridiplantae; Streptophyta; Magnoliopsida; Poales; Poaceae
Source: RefSeq, a predicted model, not a curated record
GUGGCUGGGUCCCACCCUAUAUUUUCCUCAUCUCUUCGUCGGCCUCCCACUUUUUUCCAGCCGGCCGCCGUCGCCAUUGAUGCCCGCGCGCCGCCCCCAAAAUCCCCCGUCUACACAUAGAUCGGCGCCCAACGUUCAGACUUCCGUCCCCGAUCUCCCCGCGUCCGGCCAGAUCUGCUCGUGCCGGCCACCGCAGUGGCUUUAGCUUCCAGCCGGAUGCCGCGCGACCUGUCAAGGUCGCCGCCGCGCCGGCGCCGGCCGUCGCCGUCCCCGCUUCGCCGCGGACCGGGCUACAGGGAGCGCGUGCCCAGCCGCAGCAGGUCCCCUUAUCGCUCCUCCUAUAGAAGGAAGAGCCCUUCACCUUCCUCUCCCAGGAGGCGCAGGAGUCCAUCCCCAUCGAAAAUCCAUUACAAAAGAAAGAGAAGUCCGAGUGUCACUGGUUCUCCAGUUGCCAAAUCGAGUCCCCAUCUCGGAUCUACAGAGAAUAAGAAUGUCGUUGAUAAGCAAAGGCUAGAAGAAGAAAAGAAAAGGCGUCAAAAAGAAGUUGAACUAAGGCUAUUAGAGGAGGAAACUACAAAAAGAGUUGAGCAAGCUAUUAGGAAACAAGUUGAGGAUAGUUUGAAUUCUGAGGAAAUCAAACAUGAAAUACAGCGUCGAAUUGAUGAAGGGCGAAAAAGGAUACAUGAGGAGGUAGUUGCCCAAAUUGAGAAAGAGAAGGUGUCUGCCUUGGUUGAAGCCCAACAGAGAGCGGAACGUGAGAAGAAAGAGCGAGAAGAGCUAGAGAAGAAGCUCGGAGAGGAGCGAAAGAAAGCAGAGGAGGCUCAGAUGAAGGUAGCCAUGGAGCAGCAGCAGAAAGAGCUGGAGCGGUACCAGGAGCUGGAGAGGCUUCAGAAGGAGAGGGAGGAAGCCAUGAAGCAGAAGCAAAUGGAGGAGCAGCAGCAGAAGCAGAACCAGAUUAAGCUGCUGGGCAAGAACAAGUCGCGACCAAAGCUGUCGUUCUCUUUUGGGAUGAAGUAGAUCAGUCUAUUGCCAGGGGAGGGGAAAUUAGCGCCGUAGUUUGCAUUUGUAACCAUUUGUCUGAAACCGAUGAUUGCUGGUAAGUCAGUCGCGCGAACAAUCGUGUUGUGUUAAAAGCUGUUUUUAUCA